Molecule: messenger RNA, 3589 nt
Organism: Porites lobata
Lineage: Eukaryota; Metazoa; Cnidaria; Anthozoa; Scleractinia; Poritidae
Source: the annotation of a GenBank genome assembly
AUGUUCACAGCUCUGUACAGUGUUUUCAAGAAAAUUAGGACAAAGACAGUAUACACAGUUUCUUCUUAGAAAUCAUACAUUACAAGUUCAACCUACAGAUUAGUUAGUUAUCUGCUGGCAGAUAGACCUUUGUAUGAAAUUGUCCACCCGAACCUCAUCCUCAUUUCUUUGUGUUUGCUCAAUAGAGCAUAAUGUGGGGAAGGUCUAUUGCCGACUAAUGUGUAGGUUGUGUGCACGGAGGGAGGUGGGGUGGGAAGUUACUUCCCAUACAUUCUCUUAAAUGAAAUAGAAAUGAUGUUCUGACAACUUGCAAAGCAGUCAUCAAGGGUCUUGCCAGCAGUUUUGUGUACUGAUGUUGCGCAUUGCAUCAUAAACCAAAGGUACAAUGUAAACGGUUUUGAGAAGGAACAAAAUCAUGGUGGUUGAAGGCGGGAUUGUUUCUCACUAUUGCAUUUCGUUUAUUUUGGUAAAUUGCAACUUUACUGAUUUUAUGUCGCUUUUCAGACGUAUUGUAUGUUGUGGUCUUUCUUUUUUCUCUUGGUAGAGUUUGGAAUAUGCAACAUAUAGCCUGUGAACAGGCUUUCUGUUUGGGGGAAGGGCAAAAAAGUUGGGAGGAGAGGGAAGGGAAAGGGGGAGAGCCUUAAGACAAACCUUUGAGGCGGCUAUUCCACCCUCUUGUCUAUUAAUUGCUGAUCCUCUGUCAGCAAGAUUGUCAAUUAAUGUAGUCAGUUUUGCAAGUAAAAAGGGGGCGGGAGGCAACACUUGACUUUUACCUGCUUGUUCCAAUGAGUUCUUUCUCCGGUGGUAGAUUAUGUGCUGGAGCGUAAGCUUUGACUGAGGAAAAUUGUGGUUUUCCCUCCCAUUUAAAAGUGAGAGGUCAUGACAUGUAUACUGAUUGUCUGAGGUUAUUGUUGUCAUUGUUUCUGGUCAGUGUGAUUUGCCCUCUGAUGCAACAACAUUUUAUUUUAGCUCUUUUGAAAUGUAUUUUUGUGGCUAAAUAAGCUUAUCAGUGAUGUGCCAGAAGAUGCCAUGUUAAAGAUCAAAAGACCUGUCAGUGUUCUCGCCAAUAGGAGCUUGCAUCAGAAUCUGAUGCACAGUGGGUGCCGCAAAAUAGCAGCCUCAAAGGUUUCUCUACUGGCUCUUCCCCUUCCCCUCUCAUGAUUUUUUUAACUUUCCCCAAACAGAGAGCCUGUACUGUGCACAGGCUAUGCAACAUAAUGCAUGUAUUACAGCAACAUAUAGCUGAAACAAUCGCCGAAGAGUUAAGAUAUUGAGAAGUGUUUUGCUGCAAACCUAAGGAAAGUUAAGGCUGCUUUAAUGUAAAGAGCUUUCAUUAAUGGAUGUAAUUUGUUUAUUGGGCUCAUUUGAAUUUUGACUUUCAAUUAAGGUGUUUACUGAUUCCAAUAAACGAAGUGAAAUAGAGUACUAAAGUGUGACGUCAUAAAAAUGACAUUUGUAAAAUUAUGGGAUUUGUCAGGAUAUUCUGAAAGAACAAUGUCCAAGAGGCCUACUUGCCAAAAAUGAGGAUUUCGGGGCAAAUUGUCUCUGAGAUCGUAGCCCAGUUAUGUUUAGAAAAGUCCAUACAAACCCUUCUAAAUUUUUUUGCGUCGACCCAAAAAAACAUUAAAAGGGUUUGUAGGGAGUUUUCCGAGUAUAACCGGCUAGCAUCUCAGAGACAAUUUGCCCCGAAAUGCUCAUUUUUGGCAAGUAGGCCUUUAUAGUUGAUGCACCUCAUUCUUAUAAUUUUGGAUCUGUAAAUCACUAUCUGUGAUAAUUUAAUAUCCUGCAAAGAAAACUACUAAAUGAGUUAGGCCCAGAAUGAUACAACAUUGCAGAAAACAUUAUAUUAAAGGACUAGAGAAAAUCGCUUAAAAUAUUCAAAUCCAGAAGGCACUUUAGAGAAAAUUAGAACCCUUAUUCAGCUGUAAUAAAAAGCUUUAUGCUUUAAAAGAGGUCAAAGAAAAUGCUCUUGCAUCAGAGGACAAAUCCUGCCGACCACAAACAAAAACUACAGUAAAUCAAUAUGUGUUCCAUGACCUCUCAGUGUGAAACAAGUGGCAAAAAUCACAUUUGUUCAGUGAAAUUGUAGAACCUUCCAGAGCAUAAUCUACCCAGCAGGGGAAAAAAACUUAUUGGAACGAGCAACAUUUUGGUAGGAGGUAAAAGUCAUUUUAAUAGGCCUACCAACCAACCCCUUUUAUUGCUGUGCGCUCGAUAAACAUGCUAUGGCGGAUCCCAUGCCAGCCACAAUAGAAUCAGGUAAAUCCCACUAUUUACAGUAGUGCGAUUUGAAUACCCCACUCGAUGCAUGAAUCUGCCAUAAUCACCCAGCAUGCAAAGAAAGUAGUGUCCGAUAGCCUGGGGCUAGUGGAUUUUGCUCUCAGACUAGUGAGUUCUGUUAUUAACUUGCCCGAUGGGCAAGUGAAGUUUUUUGAGGAAUUCAAAUUACAGAAGUACUGUCAAAUCAAUCUGCUCAUCAAAACAUUUUUGGGGCUAGUUGAAAAUGAUGUUUGGGCUAGUAAAUGUUAGCUUCAGCUGUAAAAAUGACUUUCUUUGCACCCUGUCACCAUACUGAUAGGAAUCUAAGCGAGUGCAAACUCUGCCGCCAUGUUUGUGCAAUAUGCACGAAGCACGAUGGACUAAAGAGCCACCCACCCGACAAAGGCUUCUAUUGUCUUGACCCAGGGAGGCUCCCUAGUCUUGAUCAAUGAUCCCUGAAGCGUGAACGAAAAUUCACAAGUCGUGUUGAAAAUACACAUGGUUGAGUUUGACAUAUGACUCGGUAAGUGGCAAAAUGCCCUGAGUAUUGGUUUAGGCAUUCAAGCUUAUAAAAAGUAGCAAUAUUGGAAAAUUUGUCUGGUGUAUAGUUUUAUUCAUAGCGCCGAGUUGAAAAUUGCAUGGUUCUACUAUGUAAUUUGAUGAAGCGAGUUGAAAAUACACAGCGAGCAAGGUCAAAUAGAAGAGUUGAGUUUAAAAGCUAAGGGACGCGAGCAUAAAAACGUUUUCUUCUAAAGGAAGAGUGUAAAAUUUUGAAUUCAGCUAUAAAAUUUAAGUACCGAGGUUAGAGAUUUAAAUGAUGCAUUUAAAAUUGAAACCAUUAAUUUUGGCAGGGAUUGUACGCCAUAAGCCUGACUUUGUUUCUACCCCCUGGUGUGCACCAAGUAUGAUUUCUAAGAGGAAUGUCAAACUGUGUUCCAUGCAAUUCUGUGUUUGUCCUUGUUUUCUUGAAAACAAUGCAUAAUGAAACAACUAUUAGAAUUGGUUUUUGGGUCUCAGUAAGUGUUAUCAGCCUCAGCUUUCGGCUCAGCUGAUGUCAUUUAGUCAAUCCUCUCCCUUGAUUAUUUCUGGAUAUCACAAAACCUCAUCCCACACCAUUUAUUGUUUAAUAUUAACAAAGUGAACUAAGACUGUGGUGGCACAGCCCCUGUACAUUAAUUUGUAAAUACUCAGUAUCUUACAUUUCAGUGGGUAAUUAAGGCAGCAGUGACAGUUAAAAGUAAUUAAGUGAUGAGAACUUCAUUGAUUCCUGAUUUUCCUUUCAGUACUAGGCAAACAUCUUAGGAGCACUAUGCAAUAUUGUGCAGGUUAG